GUGGAUUUUAUAAGAAAGUGAAUGGUCGUGUUGGUAAUAAAACAAAUCGUUAAUUAAACUGACAGAACUUUCAAAAUAAAACAGUAAUUUCUAGUUACGAUCGUUCGUGUGUUUAAACAUAAUAGUGUCUGAUUUUUUGUGUUUAGUAUAGAUAGUUUUGAUUAUGUCUUUUGGUAAACAAGGAGCUAGUUUAAGUGAUAACUGGAAAAUAAUGAAAUUUUAAGGUUGAUUUUGUUUUGGAAGUUAUUUAUUCAAACUGUCUAAGACGGCUGAAGAAAUGGUUAAAAGAUCGGAUGGCACCGAAUCUCCCAUUUUAGAGGAACAGGAGAGUGCCAAUUCAGAAAAACCAAAACAAGUUAAAUAUGGAGAACUAGUCAUUUUAGGAUAUAACGGAUUUUUACCUCAAGGUGACAGGGGGCGAAGGCGAAGUAAAUUCGUUUUCUGUAAAAGACAAGUUGCCAACGGCGUUAAACGGUUACGACACUACGUAGUUAGGACACCACAUUCAACACAAGCCAUUUUAGAUGCCACCCAACAUUCAAUUUCCUACACAUUAUCGAGAAAUCAUGCCGUUAUAGUAGAAUAUACCAAUGAUGAAGAUACCGAUAUGUUUCAGAUUGGUAGAUCAUCAGAAGCCCCCAUAGAUUUCGUCGUAAUGGAUACCAUAGCCGGCGAUAAGACCGGAGAUACGAGAGUUAACCAAAGUACGAUAUCGAGGUUUGCCUGUAGGAUAUUAUGUGAUAGAAAUAAUCCAAAAAUAGCUAGGAUAUACGCCGCCGGCUUCGAUACUUCUAGAAAUAUAUUUUUAGGGGAAAAAUCUUUAAAAUGGCAAGAAAACGGUAGAGAAAUAGAUGGAUGUACAACAAAUGGUGUUUUAAUAAUGCAUCCCGGAGGAAGUUUUUAUGGCGGAGAAGCAAAAUAUGGAUGUUGGUUAGAAACAUCUGUUGGGGGCGGUAUUUUUUCCUUGAGAGAAUCUAGGUCUGCACAGCAAAGAGGGCAAGUAGUGGAAGAAGUCACGAAUGUGCUACAAGAUGGAACUUUAAUAGAUUUAUGCGGUGCCACUUUAUUAUGGCGAUCAGCCGAAGGUUUAAGCAAAACGCCGAAUAAACGAGAUUUAGAACGAGAAGUAGACGAAAUUAAUGCAGGCCGACCGCAAUGUCCGGUUGGUCUCAAUACGUUGGUGAUUCCUAGAAGAGUAUCGCCUAAUGAAAAUCAACAACAGCCUUAUGUUUAUUUAAAUUGUGGACACGUCCAAGGCUUACACGAUUGGGGCCAAGAUAGAGAUACAGGAUCAAGAAAAUGUCCAAUUUGUUUAGAGGUGGGACCUGUUGUUAAAGUAUUCAUGGGAUUAGAACCAGCUUUUUACGUCGAUUCAGGACCGCCGUCAUUUGCUUUUAAUCCUUGUGGUCAUAUGGCAACGGAAAAAACUGUCAAAUAUUGGGCCAACGUCCCGAUUCCACAUGGUACUAAUGGUUUCCACGCAGUUUGUCCAUUUUGUGCUUCUCCUUUGUUAGGUUCACCGGGUUAUGUUAAAUUAAUAUUUCAAGAUAACGUUGACUAAAUAUGGUUUUAAUACAGGGGUAAUCUAUUUUAUCAAUAAUAAUCAAGCAAAAUUUGCAAAUCUGAUCAUGUUGAUACUUUUUAAUUUUUAUAAAAGAUAAAUCAAAUUUUUUAAAAGUUUUAUGUUAACCAAAUAGAAUCAUUAUCAAUUAUUUCAUGGAAUAAUUUAUUAGUAUCAUUCGAAUAUUCCCGAACAUAUGUAAAUGUACAAAAGUAUAACAUAGAUAAUUAUAUUUGUAAUAUUUGUGUUUACAACAAUAUAAAACAUCACAAUUUCACUUUUUGACAGGACAGAAAUGUUGUCAAUGAUGCUCAUUUUAUUUUGAAUCAAUAAAUUGAGUAAUAAACAUCGAAAAACUAUUAGAAAUGUUUCUACUAUAUCAUACUUCGCGUACUAGAGCUAUAGUCCCUUACAAGGAUUUAAAUUUUUUAUUUUGUAGAAAUUUUGAAUAGAUAAAUAAGUUUUAAUGACUUUUCAGGUUUUAAGGGAAUGUACUGAGAAUCAACGUUUCCCUAUGAAUGCAGGGAGUAUCUCAUUAAUGGUAACAAAUGAUGAAUGAUUAUAAACACCACACGCAUAUGAGCUAGUUUGUCAAUGUCUAAUCGCUCUACACGUAGUUCCUUUUCGCCAACCUUAAUACAACGAAGAAGAAAUCGGAACCUUUGUAGAGUCAUCUAUCUAUUUAAAAGGCUAGGACGACAACUCUCACUGUUUGUCUGGUACGAUAACUCCUAGCUCCUGCAAAACAGCAUCUUCGAUAUUAAUGAACGCCUAGCGAUAUACAAGAUAUCAUAGGGCACUAUGGAUAAAAAUAGAUUUACUGUAAAACAAAUUUUAAUUCAAUGACUUAAAGAAGAUCUCUUGCUGAGUACAAAGUAAACAACUGAUCGAUUCCUGACAUGCGAUAUAGCAAAUUGAAGAGGAGAAUAUAACGAAUAUAAUAAGGAAGAAAAAACAAACAAGGCGACUACCAAAAGGCACUACACAGCGUCUUUGUUAUUAAUGAACAUAUAUCGACAUGCGAUAUAUCACAUGGCCUGCGAUGGACUAAAUUACUAAGAUAAAAAAAUGGUCCAGCAUUUCGAUGCAUAAAUAAAACUGGAAAAACUGGACUUCUUACUAGUCUCAUUUUUGUGUUGAUAGUUAUUUCAUGACUUUUCCAAAUUUUUGUUAAUUUUGCAAAUCUUCCCGCCACCGUUCUAGUAGAUACUCAGUAACUUGCCGCAUUAUCCAUUCACAAGGUAUGUUUAAUAGAUUUCACAAUUCCGAAAGAACUAACAACGAUAUUUUUGUAUCCAAUUACUAUCAGUGUGUCAAUAAAAUCAUAUUUGUCAAUAUUACUUACAAGGUAAUCUCUUUAUGUAUCUAAGUUUUGGGUAUAUACGCAAACGACAAUUAUAGUGAGGUUGUAUAAU
This is a messenger RNA of Diabrotica balteata, 2976 nucleotides long. Lineage: Eukaryota; Metazoa; Arthropoda; Insecta; Coleoptera; Chrysomelidae. The record is from the annotation of a GenBank genome assembly.